Molecule: messenger RNA, 2110 nt
Organism: Musa acuminata AAA Group (dessert banana)
Lineage: Eukaryota; Viridiplantae; Streptophyta; Magnoliopsida; Zingiberales; Musaceae
Product: transcription factor E2FB
Exons: 14
Coding region: 319-1731 (470 amino acids)
Biological process (GO): regulation of transcription by RNA polymerase II
Cellular component (GO): RNA polymerase II transcription regulator complex
Molecular function (GO): RNA polymerase II cis-regulatory region sequence-specific DNA binding; DNA-binding transcription factor activity, RNA polymerase II-specific; protein dimerization activity
Source: RefSeq, a predicted model, not a curated record
CUAUAAUUUCCCUCCCUCGCCUCCCCUUCUUGUUUUUUUCCUCCCUUUUUAUUCCGCUCUCCGUUUUCUCCACCCUCUGCAGUCUCUUCCCUCCGCGUUCUCUCGCCCCUCGGAUCUCCGAUUCGAAACCCUAGUCCGAUCUCCCUCAAUCCUCCAACCUCUCCCCCGAUCGCAUCCUCCCUGCCGUUUCCGCCGUCGAAUCGCACCCAGAACUAGGGUUUUGAGGGCGGGUUUCGCCCCCCGAGCCGAUCUCCUCGCCUUGCUCCCGGACCGGUGCUUUCUUGCUAGAUUCCCGUUGGUUUGAUCUGGUCCGAGUUGAUGUCCGGCGGCCAGGCUGCUGGGAACCGAUCGGCGCAGCAGCUGGGACAGAUCUUCCAGCCGCCGAAGCAGUACUUGCAGUUCCCCUCGUCGAGGCCGCCGUUCGUCUCUCCGGAUGAGUACCACAGGUUCGACGGGCGUCGGGGCGGCAGAGAUGAGAUGGCCGACGCCCUCGUUAUUAAGACACCAUUGAAGCAAAAGUCUGUACAAGAAGAUAAUGAGGUGGUAGAGAUUAGCGAAUGGACAACCAGCCCUGGGUGUGCUGUAGGAUUUACUAGUCCACUACUCACACCGGUAUCAGAGAAAGGAAGAAAGACAUACAGUAAGUCAAAGGUUGCAAAGCACAAUAAGUCUGGGGGUCAAACCCCUGUCUCCAAUGCUGGCUCACCUACAGGAGAUAAUCUUACUCCAGUUGGUUCUUGUCGCUAUGAUAGCUCCCUAGGGCUUUUGACUAAAAAAUUCAUCAACUUGCUUAAACACACACAGGAUGGCAUCCUUGACCUGAAUAAAGCUGCAGAAAUAUUGAAGGUGCAAAAGAGGCGGAUAUAUGACAUCACUAAUGUUCUUGAAGGCAUUGGACUCAUAGAGAAGAAACUUAAAAACAGAAUUCGUUGGAAGGGAAUAGAUGACUUGGGUUCAGUUGAGGUUGAUGGUGAUGCUUCAAAAUUGCAGGCAGAAACGGAAAGCCUGACAACGAAAGAGCGCAGAUUAGAUGAGCUUAUCAGCCAAAUGCGAGAAAAUUUGAGGGAGCUUACCGAAGAUGAAAGCAAUCAAAAGUGGCUUUUCAUUACUGAAGAUGAUAUCAAAGGCCUUCCAUGCUUUCAGAAUGAGACCUUAAUAGCAAUUAAAGCACCUCAUGGAACUACCUUGGAAGUUCCAGAUCCUGAUGAGGCUGGGGAAUAUCUCCAGAGGAGAUACAGAAUUGUCCUAAGAAGCACUAUGGGUCCUAUAGAUGUAUACCUUGUUAGUCAAUUUGAGGAGAAGUUUGAGGAGAUGAGUGGUGUUGAGAUUCCUCCAAAGCUCCUUCCCACGUCAAAUUCAGAUUCUGUUGAGUACUCCAUGGUGCCGAUUGUCACAGAAGAGAGCAGAGGGAAUGAAAUGGAACUUGAUAUUCAACAAAGUGAGAGGAUCUGGUCUGAUGUAAAUUCUUCGCAUGAUUUUGGUGGUGGUAUGAUGAAGAUUGUUCCUUCAGACAUUGAUACUGAAGCUGAUUAUUGGCUUCUAUCAGAUGCUGGUGUUAGCAUUACAGAAAUGUGGAAGACAGCACCAGAGAUAGAAUGGGAUGCCAUGGGUAGGUUUGGCACAGAGUCUACAGAUGACUUCAUCACGGAUGGCGCUACCACACCUCGGCCACAGACUCCUCCCUCUGGUGUUGUUGAGGUCCCCUCUGAUGCAACUUCCUCUCGAAGAUGAAUGCAGGAUGGAUGGACUAAAACCCAGAAGCCGAGGAGUGCUUAUUUUGUUCGAAGUACUGAAGAUUGCCUUUUGUUGUGGGGGCACUCAGGCUCAUCGUUCACCUCAUCUUAAAUCUUAAUGGUAAACUGUGUAUCUGGAAAGCAUUGUGGAACAUACAUGACACAAGGAGAAGAGGCUGCUACUAGAGAGUUCCCAAACUGUUGGCUCAUCGGAUGUCUCAAUCCCUAAUGUAGGCAAGCAACCAGGUACAUAAUCCAUAGUUUUUUGAGCCCUUCCUCUCUCUUCUCCCAGCAAUCUUGUACUCGGCCGCUCAGUGAAUUGUGGCUAUAUAUCAUUAAAAUCUUGUUAUUUAAGUAAGGUGACGUUUAUCUCGGCA